AAGUGCUGUGUUCCAAUUAUGUGUUUCUCUACAAAUUGAGAAGAAGGCAGGGUUUUUUUCCACAUAAAAUUAUUCAUUCUUUACAAGUGUAAGUGUGUAAAAUUAUUACUUUGUAUUUAUCCCAUCUGGUUUUCAAUUUUCGCAAUUAAUACAAGAUAUUAUUAUUACUCCACUGAUUUUGAAUGCUGAAUGUCACUCGUGCCACAUCUGUCAUACACUGCAUGUAAACUUUUGGCUUCUUUAAAUUUCUCAAGAGGAUGCUUGGUGGAGUGGAAGUCCUCUGUGUCCUUAAUAGACCCAGAACUCACAAAUAAGUAAUUAAUAAACAAAAUAGGAAUGCAGUUUUGACUUUUAUAUCAGGAUUAAUUAUUAGAUCUAAUUUGAUUUCCAAAUUUCAGAAAAGCUGGCUUGGAGUUACUAAAUUAAACACUGUACCAAUGGAUGAGUUAUUUAAACUUUUACAUGCCAAUGGAGCUCCCUCAACUCUUUUAAUGAAAUAUGCUCAGCUUAUAGAUGAUAAGGAAAAACAAAUAGCUUUAAUCCAUAAAUUGCAGUGUCAUAGAGUUGCAAUUGAUUUAUACAUUUCACAACGUGAUAGAAGGUCACUUAUUAAUUAUAAAGCUAAUCUUAGCCCCCAAUCUGAAGACUAUGUUUAUGCUGAAAAUGUCCUUCAAGAUCCGGAUUUUAUUAUAUAA
This is a messenger RNA of Gryllus bimaculatus (two-spotted cricket), 695 nucleotides long. NCBI's taxonomy places the organism in Eukaryota, Metazoa, Arthropoda, Insecta, Orthoptera, Gryllidae. The record is from the annotation of a GenBank genome assembly.